CACACACACACACACACACACACACACACACACACACACACACACUUAAGAUAAAUGACCGCUAUCAUAUGAGGACGCUGUAAUAAGGAACGCAUGUUUACAUUUGGGAGCUGCAGCAGAACAGCAGCGGAGGGGUUAAUGUGCUCCGCAGAGAAUGCCGGGUAUAGAACUCUCUCCGCCCCUCGGCUGGUUAGCAGCAGUACUACUAAGGACUUUCUGCCUGCGCUGCCGCUUACAAUAUGCAUGGAACGUUGGGGAUUUAAAUGGCCACACAUAUAACGGAGGGACGGGCUCGGUGCGGCCAUCGCCUCCCAGGCUGAGAUAGAAUGCAGUGAGGACAUUCCCAUCGGUAUGCUGGGGACAGCAGGAGCUGCAAGCUAGAACCAUAUGAGGUGCUCGGUUCUGUGCUGGUGAAGAAGGUUAUCCAAAGAUUUUUGCUUAACUAGAGGAGACUGGUGUACACGUCUUUGGGACGCACUCCUUGCCAAACUGACAUCUAACCAAUACUUGCCUUGCCUGUCUAGAAACAUCACCAAGAUUCACUCUACCAUCCCGACGGUCACCUACUGCCGAACCUGUCCGCCAUGGAUGAAACCGAGCUGCAGUUGAUGGAGUUUUUCUCCUGGGAAGAAUUUUGUGUCUUUUUUGACGAUUGGUGUGAGAAGAGGAAAACGCUCUUCUUCCUCAGAAAUUACAUCCCGCUAAACAAGUGUAAAUGGGCCGUGGAGAACCUUCAAUGGGAAGUGGUUGAAGCGCUGAAAUAUAGUUCUGCUCGUCUCGCUUGUAAAAAUGUGAACAUUUCCAGCAAGAAAGAAAUGGGAGCACAUAAAGAGAAGAAAGGGCAAAGUAUCCUGGAGGAAGAAGAGCCUAAAGAUCACCAAAGCUGCAGUGCCUAUAUAUUCUUAAAGAUAAGUGAGAAGAAAAACAGCCUUGUGGUCACAAAGUGCCAACUAAGACACAACCACGCACUAUGCCCUCUUGAGUUUGAUUACUAUUUCAAAAAGGGUUUGUUGCUGGCAAACUGCUGUCUUCCGGUACGCACCACCAACAAAAUCUCUAAGCAGUUUGUGGGAGCACAGGAUAUAAAGCGCCUUUUAUCGUACUGCAAAACCAAGGGUCACGGGGUCAUGGACACAUUGCAGUCUCUUGACAGCCUUUUUGAUAAUGAUCCAGAUGCUAAGGUGAAACUGGUAUUCUUAGAGGAUGAAGUUGUGGUCAAGACUGUAUUUAUCAUCACUUCUUCGAUGGUUUCUCUCUGCCAGCGUUUCCCAUCUGUGCUUUUCUUCAACAAGGUCUUGAGUUUCAAUGAAGAAUUUGACUUGUUUAGUUUUCUGUGUGUGGAUGAUAAUAUGCAAGGUAGAGACUGUGCUUAUCUUCUGGUCAAGAAAGGGACACCCAAUGUCUUGCGUUUUACUUCGGCGUCGCUAGUGCAAAGCAUUCCCGAUGUAAAGUUCAAGGUACAAUAUGUGAUACUUGGUGUAGAUAUCGGGGAGAAAGAGGUGAUCAAAGAAAUUUUUCCCCAUGCGGCAGGUCAGAUUUUACGUUCCCAAGUUUUACAGACCUUGCACAGUAAGGCUCAUGAGAUGGGCGUCAAAGAAGAUGAAAAGAUCUGGCCUUUGCUGUGCCGCAUAGCGUCUUCUAAGUCACCUGACGAGUAUAAUCAUGCGGUGAGAGACAUGGGCUUAUACUGUUCCAAAAGCUUUAUGAAAUAUUUUAUGGACCAGUGGCACACGUCUCGUGACAUGUGGGUUGAUAUUUGGGGUUUCAGCUUGGUGCAUCUUGAUACCACCGAGGUUGUCUCUCAGAAUAAGCAGAAGCUAACUGCACAGUUGUCUAGAAAUGCAACAGUGGCCGAAUGUAUUCUUCUUCUUACCAAUUUGCAUUCCAUAAACACAGAAGAACAUUUAAAUGAAAGUGAAAUUGCCUCCCAGUACAAAUCUGUUUGUAAUCCCGAGGCAGCCAGUAUGAUUGAGGAAGAACUUGGCUUCCUAAGGGAUGGUAAAUAUAAUAUCAAACAGACUCCUGGUGGGUAUUCACUCCAUGAUGGUGUAUCUGAAUUUUUUAUGAAUCAAGAUCUCCUAACAUGCAGCUGUACAAUCCAUGUCUCUAGCCUUCUUCCCUGCCGCCACCUCUUUGCCACCCGUCUACAAACUCGGGGAGAACUUUUUGACUUACAAUUGUUAGCAAAGAGCAACGCACCCCUUACAUAGUUAUGCAAGAUUAGAUGCUUUAAAUGAACGAACAGUUUGUUUGAGAGGCAGAAGCCCAUGUGCAAUUGGACCAUAUUAACUCUAUUGAGCCUAGUCUUCAUUAGCAAAGAUAUUUUGACGGGUAUGGGACGUUGGGUCGACACACAUUGGGUCGACAUGCGUUUGGUCGACCACUAAAGGUCAACAUGCACUAGGUCGACAGGGUCGUUAGGUCGGCAUGUGCAAGGUCGACAGGUCAAAAGGUCGACGUGGGUUUCUUGACUGUUUUUGGUGUCGUUUUCUUCGUACAGUGACGGGGAGCCCCAAUUAGUGCACCGCGUCCCCUUGCACUCGCUGCGCUCUGCACAGAUUACCGUUCCCAUUAGUAGUCCACGUGGACUGUAAAGUAUGAAAAAGGUCGAAAAAUUUUAAAAACUUAUGUCGACCUUUUUACCUAUUGACCUUCCACAUGUCGACCUCAUGACCCUGUCGACCUAGUGCAUCUCGACCUUUAGUGGUCGACCCAAUGCAUGUCGACCUAACGACCGCAACCCAUUUUGACUAUGAGCGUAAUUAGUUUAAAUCAUUGACCAAUUACUAGCCACCUCUUUACAACACUGCUCAGCGGUGGAGAUGCUUUACAUUUCUGACAGUUCUCCCUGAGCUAUGUAUCUAUGUCUACACAGCAUUAAAUACAAAUGCUUUUCUUAUUGGAUGGAUAAUAAAAUACUAAACUUUGACUCUCUGCUGUAAGUUUUUCCAAUAAACGCCACAAUUGUUUUAGA
Messenger RNA from Pseudophryne corroboree (corroboree frog), 2974 nucleotides. It is a transcript of the gene ZSWIM9, whose product is annotated as zinc finger SWIM-type containing 9. The coding region runs from base 585 to 2210 and encodes 541 amino acids. The transcript is spliced from 6 exons. The record is from RefSeq and is a predicted model, not a curated record. Gene Ontology annotation, molecular function: zinc ion binding. Lineage: Eukaryota; Metazoa; Chordata; Amphibia; Anura; Myobatrachidae.